GACCCUUGUUUGCAUCAUCAUCUCGAAUCCCAUGCUCUAUUCACUCUCUGAUGCUCAACUGCAGCGUCGUCACCGGAUUUUGAUCUGGCAAAGAGUGCGUUAUGUGGGAAAUCCGUUGGGCUGGUGGUCUGAAAUCUAAAAGGGAUUGUUGAUGUGCGAAGUUCAGAGAUUUCCGUCCAGGCAGUUGACGAUAGGCAAUAGGAGACAAAUUUAUUAGCUACAUUGCAAUUUGGCCAAGAUGACGAAUGGUGUUCUUCAUUCUAUUCGUGUUUAAUAACGAAGGAACUAGAGCAAGAAAUUUCUGAUACAGACAUCAGACAAAUCAUUAUGUUCAGUUAUGAACAACAUUGAUCUCUUAGCUUGCAAAGCAGAGUACUACCAUCAGUUUGGUGAAUACCAAAAAUGUUUCGAAUUGACUUCAAUAUUGCUUGAGAAGGAUCCAUUUCAUCUAAAGGCUACCUUGGUGCAUCUAAUUUAGUUAAAGACUAUCCUCAAAGUAAAUUUUCAGGUAAAAAGAUCAAAGAGGAAUGCUACAUAGAAUUUAACUCUGCUCCACCAUGUAUGUUUUGGAACAGGUAAAAGUAAUGCUUUUGUUGAUAUAUAUCCAUAACAUUAAUGUUUAAUCAACUGAUCAAUUCUUUAUGGGUACUACUACCCGAAAAAGGGACAUUUUUCGUGGAUAAAAGAGGCACGGCAUGGUGCAGGAACACACAGUAACGAAAAUACGCACCAAUGAAUUGCCAUGAAUCAGUAAUAUACAUCUUGGCACCAUUGAAAUAUGCCACUAUCUAUGGAUGUUCUAAUGCUACUAUUGUGCUUGGGGCUGUUAGCAAGGCUGUUACAGUUGAACAUUGUCAACGUGUUCACCUGAUCAUUGCAACGGUUCAUCAGGUUGAGCCUUGUUCCAUGUUCUGGAUACCAAGGAUCAACCUCCAACAUACUUUCAUACCAACAAAUUCACUUCUGCUUUUCAAGAAAUUGUUGAUGCAUAUGGAUGGCUGGAAGCACUUCAUAGUUUUGGCUCUGUUUCAACCGAUUAAUGCACUUCGAGGAGUCGGAAAAGUUUUCGAGCCAUGCAAGGACAAUAAAGUGGAUCUUCUUGCACCGAAGCUGGUGUUUCAUUGAAUAUGUUUGGCAUUGAAAAUAUGGAAGGUUUGCUCUCUAUUCGCUACAGAAGCCUCGAGUAUUGAAAAUAAAUUGAUGAAUUUUGUAAAUCUUUGUAGCAAAGGCUUGUGCUUUUGUUAAAUUAAUAUAAAAUUUUAACCGUUGUUUGCAAUUUGUUUGUUGGCGUAUACUAAAAUUGGUGUAUGUUG
Messenger RNA from Andrographis paniculata, 1313 nucleotides. RefSeq lists its product as uncharacterized. The transcript has 8 exons. The record is from RefSeq and is a predicted model, not a curated record. The coding region runs from base 733 to 1125 and encodes 130 amino acids. Lineage: Eukaryota; Viridiplantae; Streptophyta; Magnoliopsida; Lamiales; Acanthaceae.